Messenger RNA from Cladocopium goreaui, 1335 nucleotides. The record is from the annotation of a GenBank genome assembly. Lineage: Eukaryota; Dinophyceae; Suessiales; Symbiodiniaceae.
AUGCAACUUUGGUUGUCCAGUUUGCCCGAGCUGGAGGAGCUGCAACUGCUCUUGAGACGCAACUGUGACGGGCUGAGAGAACUGGUUCUGCAUGUGCACAGAUGUCCCAAGUUGGCAAAGGCUGCCAAGCAAAGCAUCUACAACUCUGUCCACGGGUGGCCCUGGCGCCACACGGACAAAUGGAUCAGCAUCGAAGAGGCUGAAUCUGCCUGGUUUCAGAUGUUCGGAGGCAAAAAUCUUCCGGAGGAUGCCAUCCCCAGAGCAAGAGCAAGGUUUGAUGCUGCGAAGUUUCAGGAGAUGAGUCCAGAUCUGCCCUUCCCUUGCAGCGAAACAAACUGCAGCACCUUCCACCCCAAUCGACAUGGCUUUUGCCACAAGCAUCGCUUCCAUCGUUUUGGAAGGAAACUAUCCGCUGCAGUAGUGAGAACCUUGGGCUGGUCGGAGUUGGUCCUCCUUCUCACCAUUCAAGCAGCGGCAGAGAUCCAAAGCAGAUUUUUGCUUUUGGUGAUUUUAGUGUCGUUGCUUCCAGUGACCUGCAUUUUUCUCGAGGAAAGCACUGGCAUGUCAGCUGCCUCUAUUUGCGUCACAUUCCUGGUCGUUUCCGUUGGCACUUGUUUGUACACCGCCAAGCGCUUGGAUGGUAUGCAACAGAGCGUCUUCAACGUGGCGCUUGCCACUGAAGCCAGCUACUUUCAAGUGCUGCAGCCUUCAUCAGAAACCAGCAACAACCUGGUACAGGUGUCAACCAUAUUGAGGAGCCAUACAGACGGCUCAUCUCAAGAGCUACAGACCCAGCAAGACUUGAGAAGGAACUAUGAGCUAGCGAAAAGUCACAUGAGUAUUUUUCAGAGUGCUGUUUGUGAACCACUUGCAAGCACAGGGCUAGAAGUUGUUGCGAAGAUGAAAUCCCUUACAGAGCUGGACGAAAGGGAAGGAGGAGCGGAUAUUUUGUUUUGCGAAGUCUGGUGUGACAGUCUGCAGGAAGUCCAAGAUGCGUGGGACAUGCUGAAAGACUUGGAUGGUGUGGAAAUCGUCUCAGCUCGCGAUUUUUUCGCAGUUGCAUCUUACAAAAAAAACUGUCAAGUUGUGGUGUCUCUCCAGGGUUACUUGACCACAGUUGUUUUGCUGGAGAAAUCUCUGAGUUCUUGGGAGGCUCAGAAAGGCCUCUCUGACGCAGCAGAUUCCCUAGGUCUUUUAGACAAGACCAAGGCAUCAGCUUGGGAAGUUUCUCGACUCCAACGUGAUUCCGAGGUCCCCAGAUGCGUGUUUGUGGCCACUGCUUUCCUGCGACUAGUUGCACUUUCCUCGUGUUAAAUCAUUGGCGGAAAAAUUGGC